AUGAAGGGAGGACUCCUUGAAGUUUAUGUUGUAAGUGCCCGUGGCAUUAGCCACUCCAACAUUAUUGGAAAUCCAUCGUACUAUGUGAUUGUUGAAUGUGGAUCCCAAUCCUACACAACAAAAAUUUCCUCAGGUAAUCAUAAGGAAAUUUUGUGGAAUGAAAAAUUUAAGUUUGAAUUGCCAACUAACAAAUUAGAGGAAUGUGAGUACCUUAAAUUAAAAAUUAUGGAUGAAGAAUUCUUCACAGCUGGUGGAUUUGCUGGUGAAACCAUAAUUAAUCUGAAAGGAAUAAUUAUGGAGGGGAAUGAAAAGAGAUUUAUUGAAGUGAUACCAGUUGCUUAUAAUGUGGUACUUGAAGAUGACACAUACAAAGGGCAAAUAAAAGUUGGACUCAGAUUCACUCCUAGCAAUAAAAUUGUACAAACAGUGGGGAAAAAAGAUGCUCCAAAGGAAAAUGAAAAUGGAAUUGGGCAAAUUAUAUAUAGCAAAAUCAUUAAUCUAUGGCCAAACACAUGGAGAAGCUUCUUUCCUUGUGAGAAUGCUAAUAAUAUUAUUGACAAAAAUAAGCCAAAUUAG
Molecule: messenger RNA, 576 nt
Organism: Solanum verrucosum
Lineage: Eukaryota; Viridiplantae; Streptophyta; Magnoliopsida; Solanales; Solanaceae
Product: elicitor-responsive protein 3
Exons: 5
Coding region: 1-576 (191 amino acids)
Source: RefSeq, a predicted model, not a curated record